Molecule: messenger RNA, 723 nt
Organism: Pseudovirgaria hyperparasitica
Lineage: Eukaryota; Fungi; Ascomycota; Dothideomycetes; Acrospermales; Acrospermaceae
Exons: 3
Coding region: 45-359 (104 amino acids)
Source: RefSeq, a predicted model, not a curated record
UAAAAAGCGAACGCUGCCCACUUCGAGCCGGGUAACAGAUGCAAAUGAACCCAACCACUAAAGAGCUCUAUAGCUACCGCUCGCGGAGAGACUUUCCUCCGGCAGACUUAGAGACCUUGCUUCUGCGCCCAACUGCAAGAAAUGUCCUCCUGGAAGACCUGGAGACAGCCAGCGCCGGCACCAAGCUCGCGAGAGCCAGCUUUGCAACCCCACCUCGACUUAGCGACGAGAAGGUUAUGAUUAGGAGGAAGAGUCGGGCUAUAGCAAAAAUGGCCAAGUCGUUUUUGCCGGAGCCGCCACGCCUUAGGUCAAAACCUACUUCUCGACCUACGUCGCUCACACUUGGUGGAUUUUUGUAGAGCUAUCCUCGUUGUGGCAAAUGUACGUCCAGGGUGUGCUAUUCAUUCAAUGUGCCAAGACCGGUUCAUUACGCGGAUCGUAUGUCACGCAAAAGCUCUUGCAGAAUCACCCGCGAGGCCAAGUGGCCCAGCGAAAACGCCAGGACAAUAGGCUCGCUCUCUUCCAUCAAGAGACAGACCUCUGAAGAACACAGUCAUUAUGACGUGUGUCCAAGUAUGGAGGCUCCUGAGCAUACGAUGAGGAAUAGUAUCAUGUAUCGACAAGUCACACGUGUAUAACUCGGCCUCUAAUGUCAAGCUUCAAAAGAAUGUGUGUUAGCUCGAACAGGAUACCUGUGUGAGCAAAAUGUACGCUGUCUACACC